UCAGUGCAGUGCAGACGUCCCUCAGAGUGCCGCUCCCACAGUGCCAGCCGAGACAGUGCCACCUGGAGGAUGACAGCUGGACGCCAGAGUGCCAUUGCUACCAGGAAGGCGCAUCUGAGGCUGUGCUAAGUGGAUGGUGCCAAACUGCCGCCUGGAUGGUAUUGUUCGCCUGCCCUGGUGUUCCUCGCGUCUUGUUCCCGCGUGCUGUGCCAUGCCCUUUGGCCGCGCUGUCAAGGGAUUGCUCGGCGAAGGCUUGCUCGAGACGCUGUCAAGGACUUAGUCGGUCGUUCCCCUCGGCUGGCGGCGAGUGACGAGAUGGGCAAGGCGGCCGUGGGAGUGAAAACGGCGUGGUGGUGGGUGGUGGGCGUGAUGCAGAGCCUCGUGGGCGCGCUCAUCGUCCUGGCCCUGACGCCCGUGGUGGCGCCCAUACUGCUGCUCCUGUGGCUGUGGCGGAACGUGGCGCUGCUGGUGGUGUGGGCGCAGUACGGGCGCGUGGCGCGGGUGGCGUCGGGCAUGGAGGCGCUCUUCGCCCUGGACUCGUCGGGCGCGCGGGCGGUGAUCAGCGGCGCGGCGGUGCUGCGCGGGCGGGUCAGCGUGGACGCCGUCAGGAAGAUCCUGGGCGAGAGGAUCAUGGACGCCCGCGACGCGCGCGGCCGCCUGCUGCACCCCAAGUUCCGGCAGCUGGUGGAGCGGCGCUGCGGCGUCGUGGUGUGGAUGUGGGAGGAGAACUUCGCCGUGGAGAGCCACGUGCACCAGCUGCGCUCGGGCCUCCAGCCGUGCCUCCUGCAGGACGAGGAGGACCUGGUGACCGCCAUGGGCAAGAGGGCGAACCGGCCGUUCGUGCGCGGGCAGGCCAGGUGGGAGGUCCUGGUGGCGCCCCUGAGGACCUGCGGCGCGGCGCGGGGCGGCGACGACUGGAGCCACACGGCCGUCAUCGUGAGGCUCCACCACGCCCUCGGCGACGGCCGCUCCAUGGUGGGGCUCAUCGUGACGGCGCUGGUGGACCCGCCCCUCGGCGACCCCCGCCCGUCGCCCGUCAUCCAGAAGCCCUUCGGCGGCCGCCUCGCGCGCUCCGCCCGCUUCCUGUGGUCGCUCACGCACCUGCCCUGGGUCGCGGUGCGGGUGCUGGUGCGCGGCGACAGCUCGGUGCUCCACGGGAGGAGGCUCCAGGGCGAGAAGUUCCUGGCCUGGUCGCCGCCCGUGCCCCUCGACGCCCUCAAGCGGGCGCGCGCCCUGGCCGGCGUCUCCGUCAACGACAUCCUGCUCACGGGCCUCGCGGCGGCGCUGCACAAGCAUUUUCGCAUGGAGGGUGACUCCGUGCCUUCUCAGGUCAUGACAGUCAUACCCGUUGACGUGACAGCCCCUGGCACGCCGCUCUCCCUUGCCAACCGCAUUUCCCUCUGCACUGUUCCCCUUCCAACGGGCGAAAUGUCUUCCCUGGAGCGGCUGGAGCAGAUCCAUCGGCGCAUCAACAUUCUGAAGAUGUCACCUGAUGUCAUGGCCAAUUACUUCGCCCUUGACCUCAUUUCCAACCUCCUGCCAGCUGCCCUCGCCCGCCGUGCCCUCAAUACCCACGGGGUGACUAUGGUAUCUUCCAACAUGCCAGGUCCCAAAGAAGCGAUUAAACUGUUCGGUCAGCCUGUGGACGACUUAAUGUUUUGGAUUCCUAACAAGAGUAGAACAGGCCUGGGCGUGUCCAUGCUGAGCUACUGCGGCCGCGUGCGCUGCGGCCUCAACGUGGACUCGGCGCUCAUCCACACCGCCGAGUUCGCCCAGGAGCUGAUGGACAACAUGGCGUCCGAGGUGGAACACGUCCUCGCCGAACUGGCGUCUCCUGCGGGCGGCGCGGGAGAUCACUGCCAAGUUCUGGUGGAGGAGAGCGACCACAGCGUCAUCACCGACCACGGCCUCAACUACAGCACCGACGAGUACUCCGACCGCUCCGGCGUGAAGACUUACUCCGACCUCCGAGACAGUUCGGACACAAGGCAGUUCCUCGACCUGGAGGAGACGGUGGUCGGCCUCGAGGAAACGGAGAGCGCCGAGAGCCACCACCUGCUCGAGGACUUCCAGAACGAGAGGCUGGAGAUUCAGACGAUCGUGAGGAGCGAGUCGAACUUGAGUCGCCACGUCGGGGAAAUGGAGGCGAGGUUCGCCCUCAGCGACACGAAUCUGAAGGGAGUCACGUACUCGCAGGAAAGGUGAAUUUCGUGUGCUUCAGAGGAACUUUAAUAAAAAAGAUAUACUAUCUUCGUGUUGCAAUCAUCAUGUCAAGAGUGGUUCAUGUUGCUAAAUACCCGUGGCCGUUCUCACAAACAUGAAGUGAAAGGUGUCCAGAAAAAAAAAUAAUAAUAAAUGUCCCCAGUCCUAAUUCUCUCUCUUUGAUCGCAAUUUCACCUCGCGAAGAGAAAUGUCUUGUCACUUCUGCCCGAACGCUUUCCGCUUGACCAAAACUCUUGGAACUGGAUAAUGUGUCAAUAGAUGUUCAUAAACCCUUAGAAGUAAUAUGCACAUUUUUGUUUGUUUUAAAGACGAAGGAAAACUUCAGUAAUUUAUUCAAAGACACUUCCGACAGCUAGAAGGAACUAGAGAUUCAUUUUGUAACAAUAACUAUAAUAAAUAUUUAACCCAGCGGCUCACCUUUUAUGUGAAAAUUACAUAUCGCUAAGUGAAUUGAAGACGGUCAAGGUGUGAUAAAUCUUAUGCACUCAAAUAGAAAUGUUUGCAACAGCUUUAAAAAAAACUGAAAAUGAAGAUUAUUACAUUUUUCCUUGAUUUUGUCUUGGUUUACCGUGUUUUAAUAAUGUGUAACAAUGAUCAGGGGCAGAGAAGAUAAUAAUGGAUGUACAAGCUAAACAAAAAAUAAAAUACUGGAGCUUCUGCUAAAACUAUUGUUGUUCUUUCAUCAACACACGAUGAAAGUAAUAACAAAUAAACAAAUUAAUUAAAA
Molecule: messenger RNA, 2950 nt
Organism: Penaeus vannamei (Pacific white shrimp)
Lineage: Eukaryota; Metazoa; Arthropoda; Malacostraca; Decapoda; Penaeidae
Product: probable diacyglycerol O-acyltransferase tgs1
Biological process (GO): triglyceride biosynthetic process
Cellular component (GO): plasma membrane
Source: RefSeq, a predicted model, not a curated record